Molecule: messenger RNA, 1185 nt
Organism: Parathielavia appendiculata
Lineage: Eukaryota; Fungi; Ascomycota; Sordariomycetes; Sordariales; Chaetomiaceae
Exons: 1
Coding region: 199-720 (173 amino acids)
Source: RefSeq, a predicted model, not a curated record
UACAUACAGCAUAACGUUAAGUGAAAUGCGAUAUGCACAAAUCAAGAACUGCUUUGCUCUCCUGCAGUCUCGUCCAAUCCCAAGCCAGCCUCUUGGAGUGGUUAGUUUUCAAACCUUUCGUCAGCCUGAAUUUCUCAGCGCCAUCUCCACCCUCAACCACACUCAAACCAUCCCUGACCAACCCAUUCCCAUUAAUAAAUGACUGAAAUCCCAUCCGACAGCAUGCUAACCAAGGCCAAAGAGCAAGUAACCAUCCCCACAGCUUCCACGGCCCUCCCGCUCGCCUACCGCCUGACCCUCCUCGUGCUCGAGCCCCUCAGGGCCCUCAACGGCGCCGUCAUGACCUUUCGCGCGCCGGCCGAUUACGUCGCGCAUGUCACGCACAAGCCGGCGCUGUACAGCCCGGCCAAUCAGUUCCUCUACAUGCAGCUGGGCGGCGCCUGGCUCCUGUUUGCCUUCAACGAGGCCGUCGUCCUGCGCCUGGUCGACGACCUGCGCGUGUGGCGGCUGCUAUGCUGGGGCAUGCUCGUCAGCGAUAUCGUCUAUCAUGUCAGCUCGGUGCAGGCGGUCGGCGGGUGGGGGGAGUUUGUGCGGGUUGGCGAGUGGAACACAUUUGAUUGGGCUGUGUUUGCGUCAGCCGUGGUGCCCAUGGUUGUGAGGUUGUUGGUCGUGGCCGGGGUUGGCGUGAAGACUAAUAAGGUGGGUGAGAAGGCGAAGUAAGGGGUUUUCCGGUGCUGCUUCGGUCGAUGUACCUUACCUGACGCAUCUAAGAGGGGUAGCCGAGAGGAUAACUUUUACAUAGUUACAUUAUUUUGGGCCGCACUAACAGCCAGGAUGGAGCGGUACUACGACCAUGCUUCCUCUAUUAAGAUUGGAAGCAGCAUCCUUCCUGGCGAAGGCCGGCGGCCCUUUGCACAAUGCUUCAAGCGACAUGACGUUGAACAGUCGGGGAUGGCGUGAGUGGCGGACGGACUGAAAUGGGCGGAGGCGGUGUCGGCUUCGAGCACAACCUGGAACUUACUGGAGACUUUGAAAGAUGCGGCUACGGAGUAGACGGAGGAGAAGGAAUGUGUCCAAGAAGAGCAGCCUGAGACCUGAAGAUGGAUGAGGAAGUAUUUACUUAACAACUGGACAUCGUCGGUGGAAGUUGUACUGUUGAGGCUCUGCGUCUUAAGAAUCUCAAAG